Molecule: messenger RNA, 1126 nt
Organism: Papaver somniferum (opium poppy)
Lineage: Eukaryota; Viridiplantae; Streptophyta; Magnoliopsida; Ranunculales; Papaveraceae
Product: GEM-like protein 4
Exons: 3
Coding region: 362-859 (165 amino acids)
Source: RefSeq, a predicted model, not a curated record
UAAUUAAGAACAUUACAACUAAUCAUAGUUUUCAUGAAAGAUUGCUUGGAUUUUGUCCAAGCAAGCUUUCUGAAAGUAACAAACAUAAAUAGGAAAAUCUAGAAAAGUUUUGGACAUAUUCCCUUUCAAUUAUUUUGAAGAGAAUCAAAAUUUUUGCCUUUAUUCUCUGUUUGAUGAGCCAUUCAUGACAAUUCAAGAAAAACUUAAUCAAAAAGUUUUUAUUCACCAAUAAACCAACUUUAUACCCUUUAAAUUCCUUGCACAUUUUCAUUAUUUGCUUCAUCAAAUUCAUUCGUUUUUCAUUCUUUGAAAAAUAGUUUCUCUUCUUCUUGACAAGAACCGGUUAUAUCGAUUGUAAAUAAUGAAGAGUAGUCUUUCGGAUUGCGUUACCGGAAUCCCAAUCAAUUUUGCUAAUGGUGUUCGCGAACACGUGAGAUUGGGUCCAAAAAUCUAUGAAACAGUGAAAGGAAAGUUGAGUUUAGGAGCAAGAAUUGUUCAAAGAGGUGGAGUGAAGAAAAUUUUCAAACAACUAUUUAGGGUCCGCGAAAGAGAGAAGUUAUUGAAAGCUUCUCAAUGUCAUUUAUCAACCACUGCUGGUCCAAUUGCUGGAUUACUAUUCGUAUCAACAGAAAAAGUUGCAUUUUGCAGUGAUAGAUCUCUUACAUUCUCUUCACCAAAUGGGGGAUUCAUUAGGACACCUUACAAGGUGGUGAUACCAAUAAAGAAGAUAAAGAGAGUUGAAGAAAGCGAAAAUGUGGAUAAACCGAAACAAAAGUAUAUAGAAAUAGUAACAGUUGAUCAUUUCGAUUUCUGGUUUAUGGGUUUUGUGAAUUAUGAGAAAGCUUUCAAGUUUCUUUGACAAGCCAUGAACAUCUCUAGUCAGUAACAAAGGACCAAUAUUCUCACUUCAUAAGUGAUUCAUAGUGACCAUUUCGAAUACCUUGUUGUUGUUUUGUCAUCUUUUUAUUUGAUGUUCUUUCCCGAAGGAAAAGAAAGGUCAAAAUGUGUAUAAUUUUGUAAGAAUUAGUGAGAAAACGAUUAUAAUCCUUCAAUCUUUUUUUAAUCAUCCUGUAAAUAUAACAAUAUUGUAUUUUAAUCCAUGGCCGUUUAGUCUAAUUUUGUAUCC